AUGAAGUUCCUUGCCUCUCUUGCCCUGUUGGCGUCUACUGUGGCUGCUGGCCCGGUGCUGUACCCCCGCCAGUCCAGCAACUCCACCCAAUCCUUCUACCUGAAGACCUCGGGCGCUACCAACGACGACCACAACAACCUCUACAUUUAUGCCUACCACACCGGUGCGGGAUUUAACGAUGCCGUGCUGACCUCGGACGUCGGAACGGCCAGCCCGGCCUUCCUGAACGGCACCCACACCCAGUUCGACCUGGGCACUUCUUUCCCCUGGGGAUUCAAGAUGGGCGUCCAGAACAACUAUGCAGCAUGGGAGUCCGUUCAGAUCAAUGUUGGAUACGGCGAUGAUGACUUCUCCAUUGGUUCUACCGGUCUGGAGUGGUCGGCACAGGAUGGCUUUGGAGGCUGGCUAGUGUGCGACUGGUACCACAACGCACCCCAGCUCUUCUACAUCUACCGCUAUGAGGAGCCCACUAUUCCGGAUUCCUGCAGCACUGUCGACCUGACGCCCGAAUACACUUCCUAAAGACACGACGUCUAGACCUCGCCACAGUGCCUUAACAGGGGCUCUAUGACGAGGGUGGCGUGACUGAUGAAUCAUGAGACCGAAGGAUCUGGGAGGAUAUGCGCCUCUCCCAGCCUGAGAGUGAAUGCACACUGUAACAAUACGCCUGUUAAAUGAUCGACCCUUACUAAUGUUAAUAUACUUAAUGAUGAGUGUGAAUGAGUUUUGAUGACCGGGGAGCAAGGUGAUCUAUCUAUACGCGAAGCGUGGCAUGUUGCAUAGUCAGGAAUAUCUGGUUUAGAUAAUCUCACGUAAAUACAUGCAUUUAUACUAUCUUUUUAUCUCUAAUCUUCAUGAUUGACAGGAG
Aspergillus piperis CBS 112811 is the source of this 868-nucleotide messenger RNA. RefSeq lists its product as uncharacterized. The record is from RefSeq and is a predicted model, not a curated record. The transcript is spliced from 3 exons. The coding region runs from base 1 to 522 and encodes 173 amino acids. Lineage: Eukaryota; Fungi; Ascomycota; Eurotiomycetes; Eurotiales; Aspergillaceae.